UGUUGUCGUUUGUUUACCCUUUACAUAUUUAGUCGACGUAAACCGUUCAAAUUAUUUUUGUAUAAAAUUUAAUAUAAACUAAUUGACUAAUUUAAUAAUUAUCCGAUUUAUUUUGUUUCCAAUGUCGUUAUAAGCUAUGGUUUUUUUAGUUGUGAAUCCUAAGGCUGCCGCCUAGUUAAUUUUUGAUAUUGAAUACAAGGCGUUAUCAUCCAAUAAAUAACUCAACUAACAAUAAUGUUAUUUUACAGAACCAAGUAAUCAUGUUUUAUUCACAUUUCUCAUUGUCCAAGAAAGGACCGCUAGCUCGUAUAUGGUUAGCGGCACAUUGGGACAAAAAACUAACCAAAGCUCAAGUAUUUGAAACCAAUAUUGAAACAUCUGUAGAUGGAAUACUUCAGCCAAAAGUUAAAAUGGCUCUACGUACGUCUGGUCAUCUCUUGUUAGGUGUAGUGCGAAUUUAUUCACGAAAAGCAAAAUAUCUAUUGGCUGAUUGCAAUGAAGCAUUUGUCAAGAUUAAAAUGGCUUUUCGCCCAGGAAUGGUUGACUUGCCUGAAGAUAAUCAUAUUGCUGCAGCAAAUGCUAUUACACUUCCUGAAGUUUUUCAUGACUUUGACACAGCUAUGCCCGAUUUAAAUGAUGUUGAUAUAGAAGCUCAGUUUAGUUUAAAUCAAUCUAGAGCAGAAGAAAUAACAUUGCAUGAAGAUUACAAUAUCAGUUCUAUGGUUUCGAAAGGCACUGGUUUUGAUCAAGGAUUUGGUUUUUCGGAAGUUGAAAACUCAGAUAUUCUUCGACAUGGAAUUGAACACUCGUUGCUAUUUAGUGAAGGAGUUGAUCAUCUUAUGAACCGAGAAAAAGAACCUAUAGCUUCUACGUCUAGUGGAUCUGGUAUUUUAAGCCAAAAUAGUUUGGGAAUUGAUGCUCCAAUUAGAGAUGAUGGAUUUGGUGGUAAUCUUGGUCAAGUUAUCACUGAUAAUUUCUUUCAAGCUGGAGGUUUGUUUGAUGAUGUACCUGCAGCACCAAUGGAAGUCAAUGAUGGUCCACCUAGCCCUCCACCUUUUAAUACGCCAUUACGAAACGAUGAUGAUGACGAUCAUUUUAUGCCGCCUAGUCCAAGUAGACAAAGCUCUGACGGUUCUAGACCAGCAUCACCGGUUAAUCUUCCUUUUCCUAAUGCUGGUGCUUUGGGACUCAUACCUUCUCCUGAGAGAGAUCAAACAUUGAUGCCACCACCCGAUUUAGAUAUGCAUGAUAUACACCAACCUGAAGAACCAGAACAAUUAAGUGACCAAAAUGCUACUGUAGAUCAAACUACUUUGGUUCAAAAUGAAGAGGAAAGUUUUGCUUUAGCUCCAGUUGAUGCUAGUGCAUUAAGAGGGCUGCCAAAAACCAAAAGAAAGCGAAAACUUAUUGUUGAUGAAGUAAAAAAUAUUUCGGGUGAAGAAAUGAAGGCUCAACUCAGUGAUACUACUGAUAUAGUAAUUACUCUAGAUUUGGCGCCUCCUACUAAAAGAUUAAUGCACUGGAAAGAGACCGGAGGUGUUGAAAAGUUAUUUGCUCUACCAGGAAAGAAUAUUCCAGCUAUUCCAUUGGCUAAAAACUACCAAAGACAUCUGACUGCCAAAACACUGACAAAUGAAGAAUUGGAUACAGAAGGUGGUGUUGAAGGUGAUGAAGAAAAUGUUUUACCUGCAAUAACAGGGCCAGUACCAGCCCGUAGAGGUCGUAAAAGAAAAGUACCCUUAGAUGAUGAUGUACAAAAACCUGCAAAGAAAGAUCCGUUACCUCCUAUACCUGAGCUACCGCAUAAUCUGGAUUCAAUGGAUGUUGAAAUUGCCGUUUCUUCAACAAUAGCACCACCGCCUACUUCAGAUGUACCCGAAGAAUCUGUUGAUUUAGAACAUCAAAAUCAACAAGCAUUAGGAUCCCCAUUAAACAAUAGCACACAUAUGUUGCCUCCUGGAACUCCUAUACAUAAAUCAAAUGAGUCACAAAAUGUUGGAAUGACUAAUGAAGAACAGAGAAUAAAGUCAUUUGAUGAAAUUCAAGAACAACCACCAUCUGUUCAUGAUACAUCUAAUCAACCAGAAUUGCAAAAUAUGGGAUAUGAAAACAAUAUUAAUCAGUCUGCUGACUUCAAUCAAGUUAUUAUGGAUAACAUGGGCUAUGAUGGCCAUCAUAAUGCACCAAUUACACCUGGCUUACCUUCACCGAGAGGUGGAGCAACACCUUGGCGUGAUCAAGAUUAUGAUUAUCCUUCUUCUGUUGGCCCUCCGGAAGAACAACAAGCUCCACAUGAAACUAAUGAGCAAUUUGAAGAACGAGUAAUGAACAAAAGAGCCAAUCAAUUAUACCAUACCAUUAAAAUGAGAUUUACCCAAAAGGAAUCUCUUGUAUUUGAUGAUCUCACCUAUAAAAAUCGAAGAAAAGAGGCUGCACAGAAAUUUUAUUCAGUACUUGUACUAAAAAAAUAUAAAGUUUUGGAACUAAUUCAAGCGGCCCCAUAUGAGCCUAUUCAACUUGUUAAAGGAGCAUGUUUUACGGAUCCAAAGCUAUAACCUUUAAAAAAUAAAAAAAGGAAUUUUAUAUGUAUGAUAAUGAUUGUUUUAAGGCAAAUGCCUAGUACAAUUUACACUUUAUGUGACAAAAAAUAUUAUUAAGGUUUUUUUAAUGGAAAAUCUAUGUAUAAAAAUGUAUUUCAGGGAAUUUCAUUUAUAUUUAUUUAUUUUAAUUUUUGUUUAAUGUUAACACUAGGCAAUUAAAUUGUUGUCAGAAGUUAUUUUGAAUUGUAACUUAAUUUUACAUUUAACCUAAUGUAUGCUUACUGUAAAAUUAUAUAAAGGCAUCCCAUUUUAAGUUAAAUUAUGUUUUGUAAUAUGGUAGUGAGUAAUUGUUUAACUCUUAGUUUGAGAUUAUAUUUUCACUAUUGUAAACUCGUAUAAAUGUUAUUUCAUGAUUGUAUUUUUCUCAUAAAUUUUAUCUCCAAUACACUUUAUUAGUUUAUAAUGUUAAUUGUAUUUAUUUAUUAUUUAUUUACAUACACAUGUAUAUACUAUUUAUCAUGUGUACGCCUAGCAAAUAGUUAAAUUUAUAAAUAAUAACUUUUUGUAUUUUUAAACUUUU
Adelges cooleyi (spruce gall adelgid) is the source of this 3120-nucleotide messenger RNA. It is a transcript of the gene vtd, whose product is annotated as double-strand-break repair protein rad21 homolog. Gene Ontology annotation, cellular component: cohesin complex; synaptonemal complex. NCBI's taxonomy places the organism in Eukaryota, Metazoa, Arthropoda, Insecta, Hemiptera, Adelgidae. The transcript is spliced from 10 exons. Bases 261 to 2555 code for a protein of 764 amino acids. Gene Ontology annotation, biological process: mitotic sister chromatid cohesion; replication-born double-strand break repair via sister chromatid exchange; synaptonemal complex assembly. Gene Ontology annotation, molecular function: chromatin binding; protein binding. The record is from RefSeq and is a predicted model, not a curated record.